AUGAUUCCACAGUCUUCUUGUUCGAGUUUGCAUUUCCUGUUACCUGUUUAUGUGUCUCAUCCUCUGCUCUGUCCUGAGCUCGGCACGUUUCCAAGGAGUUGGGUUUUGCGUCGGAACUAUAAAGUUUUGAACUUUCGGUUUAUUUCGUGUGGAGUUCGCCGGGAUUCGAAUAACCUAAGAUUGCCGGAUUAUUCUAGUACAAGGAGAUUUCUUAUCUCUACGUCUUCCAAUGAAUUCAAAGUCGAGGAAGCUUCGAAAGAGAACAGUUUUAGUAAUAUUAGGGAAGAUCCGAUAGUGGAUAAGCUUAGGACACAAUUGGGUGUAAUCCAUCCAAUCCCGUCACCACCUGUUACCCGUAGUGUGAUUAGUCUAUUCGUUUUCUUUUUCUUCGUUGGUGUUGCUUUUGAUAAAAUAUGGACGUGGAGAAAGAGGCAGAGAGAAACGGGUGGAGAUGGAAGCCAACGAGGAGCAGGACAAUGGCCACAGGUUCCCACCAGCUUCUCCUUGUUCCUAGAGAAAGAUUUGCAAAGAAAAGAGUCCGUGGAGUGGGUGAAUAUGGUUUUGGGGAAGCUCUGGGAAGUGUAUAGAGCUGGGAUUGAGAAUUGGCUUGUUGGUUUGUUGCAGCCUGUGAUUGAUGACUUGAAGAAGAAGCCUGAUUAUGUCCAGAGAGUUGAGAUUAAGCAGUUUUCUUUAGGGGAUGAGCCUUUGUCUGUCAGAAAUGUUGAGAGGAGAACAUCUCGCCGUGCCAAUGACUUGCAGUACGUGUGUACUUGA
Molecule: messenger RNA, 774 nt
Organism: Camelina sativa (false flax)
Lineage: Eukaryota; Viridiplantae; Streptophyta; Magnoliopsida; Brassicales; Brassicaceae
Molecular function (GO): lipid binding
Source: RefSeq, a predicted model, not a curated record